AUGCGACAGUUAGAAUCUUCUAGUGAUGUAUCCAUGGCGACCGAGGCUCAUAUGCAAAGCAGGAACCCGCCCACCGGAGGCUCCAGCCAAUGGGGAGCCGCGGGGGUGACAUCAUGUCUAUUUUUAGUGGGUGAGCUCUCUCUGAUAAGUGUGAGGUGCACGCUGUCCGGGCUCACACUGGGACUGACUGAGAGAGUGAGUGAGGGACUGGCUAGCUGGGACUGCACUCAGCACUGCCUCACUGCACAGGGAGGGUGGCAAGCAGUGCCCACAGGGAACCACCACCACAACAACCACAGCCAGGGGGUAAGUGAGACCAUGGGGGCAAAUACAACAUGGAAAGAGUGUGACAACUGCUAG
Messenger RNA from Pelobates cultripes (western spadefoot toad), 360 nucleotides. Lineage: Eukaryota; Metazoa; Chordata; Amphibia; Anura; Pelobatidae. The record is from the annotation of a GenBank genome assembly.